Molecule: messenger RNA, 3200 nt
Organism: Myodes glareolus (Bank vole)
Lineage: Eukaryota; Metazoa; Chordata; Mammalia; Rodentia; Cricetidae
Source: RefSeq, a predicted model, not a curated record
UCUUUGUGCAGCUGCAGCGGCGACUCCGGGAAGAUGGCGGCCCGGGCGGGUUUCCAGUCUGUGGCUCCGAGCGGCGGCGCCGGAGCCUCAGGAGGGGCGGGCGUGGCGGCUGCUCUGGGCCCGGGCGGAACUCCCGGGCCUCCCGUGCGAAUGGGCCCGGCGCCGGGUCAAGGGCUGUACCGCUCCCCGAUGCCCGGGGCGGCCUAUCCGAGACCAGGUAUGCUGCCAGGCAGCCGAAUGACACCUCAGGGACCUUCCAUGGGACCUCCUGGCUAUGGGGGGAACCCUUCAGUCCGACCUGGCCUGGCCCAGUCAGGGAUGGACCAGUCCCGCAAGAGACCUGCACCUCAACAGAUCCAGCAGGUCCAGCAGCAGGCGGUCCAGAAUCGAAAUCACAAUGCAAAGAAAAAGAAGAUGGCUGACAAAAUCCUACCUCAGAGGAUUCGGGAAUUGGUACCAGAAUCACAGGCCUAUAUGGAUCUCCUGGCUUUUGAAAGGAAACUGGACCAGACUAUUAUGAGGAAACGGCUAGAUAUCCAGGAGGCCUUGAAACGUCCCAUCAAGCAAAAACGGAAGCUGCGGAUUUUCAUUUCCAACACUUUCAAUCCGGCUAAGUCAGAUGCUGAAGAUGGGGAAGGGACGGUGGCUUCCUGGGAGCUUCGGGUAGAAGGACGGCUCCUGGAGGAUUCAGCCUUGUCCAAAUACGAUGCCACCAAGCAAAAGAGAAAGUUCUCUUCCUUUUUUAAGUCCUUGGUGAUCGAACUGGACAAAGACCUCUAUGGGCCAGACAACCAUCUGGUAGAAUGGCACAGGACCGCCACUACCCAGGAGACUGAUGGCUUCCAGGUGAAGCGACCAGGAGAUGUGAAUGUACGUUGUACUGUUCUACUGAUGCUGGAUUACCAGCCCCCCCAGUUUAAAUUAGACCCUCGUCUGGCUCGGCUCUUGGGCAUCCAUACCCAGACACGUCCAGUGAUCAUCCAAGCACUGUGGCAAUAUAUUAAAACACAUAAGCUCCAGGACCCUCACGAGCGAGAGUUUGUCAUCUGUGACAAGUACCUCCAGCAGAUCUUCGAAUCUCAGCGGAUGAAGUUUUCAGAGAUCCCUCAGCGGCUCCAUGCCUUGCUUAUGCCACCAGAACCUAUCAUCAUUAAUCACGUCAUCAGUGUUGAUCCAAAUGACCAGAAAAAGACAGCUUGUUAUGACAUUGAUGUGGAAGUAGAUGACACUUUGAAGACCCAGAUGAAUUCUUUUCUGCUGUCCACGGCCAGCCAGCAGGAGAUCGCUACUCUAGACAACAAGAUCCAUGAGACAAUAGAAACUAUCAACCAGCUGAAGACCCAGCGAGAGUUCAUGCUGAGCUUUGCCCGAGACCCUCAGGGUUUCAUCAAUGAUUGGCUUCAGUCCCAAUGCCGGGACCUCAAGACUAUGACUGACGUGGUGGGCAACCCAGAAGAAGAGCGCCGUGCUGAGUUCUACUUCCAGCCUUGGGCUCAGGAGGCCGUGUGCCGAUACUUCUACUCUAAGGUGCAGCAGAGGCGGCAAGAAUUAGAGCAAGCCCUAGGAAUCCGGAAUACAUAGUAGAACCCUCACUGGCUGCUCCGAUUCUGUUUGGGCUCCGUGCUGCUGCCUCAGCGUGCAGCAGCUGGUCUUGUGACCUGUGCUGGUCUUGCUUGAGGCAUUCCAGGAGAUGCUGUUGGCUCAAGGACAGCAUCACAAUGAAGAGGGUGUCACAUUUCUGUUUCACAGGCACCUGUUAUCCUCUUCUUCACCCCAGCCUUCCCCCUCACCCUCUCCCCACUUAAGUUCCCAUGUGCCUCUACCUCCCUACCCCAUCCCUGGUCUACACAGGACCUCUAGAUAGUGUUAGAGAACCCAUAGUGGUGAUCAAUGCUCUGAAAUGACUGGGGCCUCUUGAGGCCAGCUGGUCUUCAGGGAGACCAGCUACACUGAUCCUGCCUUUGUGAGGAGACCCAGGCGUUGGGAGCUGUCCCAUCCUCUGAGACUCAGGCCUAGGGCACUCUGUAAGCUAGUUGACCUUAACCCUCCUGGUGACCCACCUUCGUCCCUCCCCUCCACAGGUUGGAGCAGAUUCUCUCUUUAUUCCUUGCCCUCUGGCACUAAAGAAACCCAGGCCCUUGGGCUUCACUGAGCGCCAUGUCAGUCCCUGCCCCCUGGACUGGCCUGCUGUCUCAGUGCUGUCUGACCCCUUAGUGGGUCCAUGUCAGUAUUGGAGUGUGUUUUGAACUGUUGCUCCCUCCUGCACACUCCCGUAGCCACCCGUUACAGGAUUUCCCCACAUCUGCCCUAAACCAUGGCGUUUGAGAGGGGAGUCUUGCCUUUCCCUGUCGGAGCCCCAGGGACCGAAGCUGGGGUGCUGUUGUUCCCAGCAGAGGCUGUUCCUUCCUGCUGUUGGAUGAGUGGCUUGUUCAUUCACUCCGCCCUGCCCCUCCCUUAAAUGGAGAAACAGGCCUAAAAUCAAACGGGUAUAGCCCUAGGCCAUUCCUGUCUUCCUGUCCCUUGUCUGCCCAGUUGAAACCCGCUGCUGGUUUCUAGGGCACUGAGGAGUAAAUGCGCCUAGGGCUGGAGCAUAGGUCUGAAAUGGGUUUGUGACUCCCCACCCCCUGCCCUCAAAGCUUCAGCCCCCUCAGGUAGCCGCAGGAAAGUGGGAUCCUGGCCCCUUGGAACAGGUGGUUUUGCAUCUUUCCAGGGGAGCCUCGGGUUCUUCCAGGCUUUAUCGCCCAGAGUUAGCAUAUCCCAGGCUCGCAGACAACACUGCAAGGUGGGAGACAGCUGGGCACGGGAUUCCGUUGAGCAUGGGCUCUGAACUCACAGAACUGACAAAGCCCCUGCUUUCCCACUCCACCUCAGGCUUCUGCGAGCAGUGUUCCUGCCCCCUUUCCCUGCCUGUUCUGUACUGGGACAGCAGUUUUCUCUACCACUUCCCCUUGUCCUCUACCCCUCCUCUUGGAAGGUUCUCCCCACAGUGACACUGGACGACCCUGGGGCAGCUGAACCCCAGCCUGGCUCCUGGCUAGAAACGUCAUGAGCACUCCUACAGUGUCCCUGUUGAUGACUGUUUAUUAACUGAGUUGUGGGGGGUUUGUUUGUUUUGUUUUGUUUUGUUUUUCAUGGACCAAAAUUUUUUUUGUAUUGUCUCCUUAUUGAUGUCACCAGUUUUAAUAAAAGUCUCUUCUGAA